AUGUCUUUCGAGGGUAGCAGUCGAGUGGUGGAAGAUUUGCUCUUGAUGGAGGGAGAUCCUACAUCCUUCGCUACACCAAAUUAUGAUGCGUUGCUGGAGGAAAUUACAUUAAAAAUGGAAGAAAUGGAUCGGAGAAGAAAGGAUAGCGCAAUCUCACUACCAGAGCAGACAACAGAAACAAUAGGUAGACUGCAAUAUUCGGAAAAGGAGUUAUUGAGUUGCCUCAAAAGUGUCAUGCAAUGCUUUUUGGAGUCAGACUACUUCACAAGCAUGACGCUGCUUCAAUCCAUUUGUGAUCUAAGUUUUAAAUCAACUUGCUCUAAAAUAUUUAGAGAAGAACGAUACCAUGUUCCUUCUACUAUCAAUGUCUUGAAAACUUCAAAUGAUAUUGAGUUAGAUUUUAUGCCACAAGCUAAGGAAGGAAUUUCAUCAUUCACUUGUGGCAUAAUUUCCACCUGA
Naegleria lovaniensis is the source of this 459-nucleotide messenger RNA. RefSeq lists its product as uncharacterized. NCBI's taxonomy places the organism in Eukaryota, Heterolobosea, Eutetramitea, Acrasida, Naegleriidae. The transcript is spliced from 2 exons. The record is from RefSeq and is a predicted model, not a curated record. Bases 1 to 459 code for a protein of 152 amino acids.